GCAUCCACGUAAAUACCCAACGAAAAAUACUGCUUUUCUUUUAAACUUUGUGUUCCUUUUUCGAACUAUAUCAUUUCUUUUCAAUAAUCCAAGCUGUUAGUCACCGACAGCUUGUUCCUUUAAAACAAAUAUUAAUACAAUAAACACAACAUUGCUUCUUAUUUUAUAGCUCUACUACUCUCUCUAUUUCUAUCUUUUUAAAAAUGAACUCUUCAACUGAAAUUAACAUUGCUGCUUACAGUCCUUAUGGUGUCAAGUGGUCAUUAGGAAGACAACUAGAAAUGAUAUCACGGAUCAAGGGUUGGAUGGAACUAGAGGUAGACCACGUGCAGACUAUCUUUGGAGAAGUCUCUAUGAAUGCCAUCGUGCUGGAAGCAAGCGAAGCGCUAUGGCCAUUCAAAGAACCUUGCAAAAAAAAAAACAACCCUGAGGAAGUGGUUAUCACGGUGGAUGGUAACCACUGUCAUGUUCUCGGCUCUGCAGAGGAUCUUCAGCACCUUCCUCUGUCUACAGAUGUCAAAGAAGCCAUUCUUCAGCGACUGCAAGAAGGAUAUAAUACUAGAAACGUACGUUUUGCUAUGCAUAGAGCAUUUCACUCUCACAAUGAAGCUGCAGCAAGCAUUCCCCAUCGAGAUAAAUUUAUUCAUAGUGAAGACGUGUACAACAUCAGGAAAGUAUUUGAAAGAGUUUACAAGAGGCAUGACGAUCAGAAAACAUCUGUCAAACACUGGUUGAAUCAUCUGGAAACAAAGAAUUACAAUGUAUUCAUCGACAAUGACUACGACAGUUCGCUCACCUUUGGAUUCUGCUCAGCUUGGCAAGCAUCCCUUUUAGCCGAAACGAAGGGAUUUUUCUUUGGAUGCAACACAUAG
This is a messenger RNA of Rhizopus microsporus ATCC 52813, 872 nucleotides long. RefSeq lists its product as uncharacterized. Bases 204 to 872 code for a protein of 222 amino acids. NCBI's taxonomy places the organism in Eukaryota, Fungi, Mucoromycota, Mucoromycetes, Mucorales, Rhizopodaceae. The transcript is spliced from 3 exons. The record is from RefSeq and is a predicted model, not a curated record.